AUGAUACGACGAAUCUUUUGCUAUAUUUUCUCAAUUUACUUGGUGGUACAGUACACUCAAGCCUCGUACUGCGGCCAAUCUGCUAUUCCAUUUACUUUUCAGGUUCUUCACAGCGGCUUACCAGUUCUUGGUUGUGCUCGGCCGAAUUGUUUCGGUUGGAACGCUAAUGGCACCCGAGCUGAUGAGACGGCUAUGUUCUACAAGAUUAAUGGCAAAGAAGAUGGUUAUUUGAGACAUUCUGAUCAAGCGGAUCGUUCACCGUACCGAGACCAAGGGAUGGUAGCCCGAGUGGCGAAAUGUCAAGAGACCUAUUCCAAAAAUGGAUGUGAAGAGGGACAAUGGAUAGGUGGAAUCGCCCCUCAGGGCAUAUCACAAGGCUCAGACUUACAGGUAAAACCUGUACCAGAAACCUCUAAGAGCAUGAUCUAUUCCUCUCCUUUUUUGAAGGUCCGAUGUUGCUCGUACGCUCCACUACUUGAAUCUGAAGAUCGAGGGGUGGCUAUGGUGACAAAUGGUCAACUGGUAGUUGGUGGCGAAGUGAUGAAUGGUGAUGCUCUCGAGGGUUUCGACUACAUUGCCGACAUCAAAACCGAGGGGAUCAAGAAUGGCAGGUUUGUUCCGUCCGACUUAUGCCCACUUCAAGAAGGAAAGUCUACGCUGUAUCCAUACGACGGAUGA
This is a messenger RNA of Haemonchus placei, 678 nucleotides long. NCBI's taxonomy places the organism in Eukaryota, Metazoa, Nematoda, Chromadorea, Rhabditida, Trichostrongylidae. The record is from the annotation of a GenBank genome assembly.